GAGUUGCAACGUUAGUGAACAAGCUGAUAUCGAGACGCGUCAGUUCACAGAGGACCUCCGUUCCGUCGGAUGUGAGGAAACUUUUUUGUCCGUAAAUUUGUCAAGUUCUCGCAUCGAGACUUUGUAAUUUCGUGGUUUCCCGAAGGAAUGAUUUUGUAAUCAUGAAAAGUGUAAGACUGUGCGAGGUUGGCUAACAUCGAUAAAAGCGAGAACGAGCCGACGACGAUCUCGACGAGGAUGGCGAGCACGAAUAAUUGCCGUUUGUGAGUGUCGGCGCCGAGAGAGAGGAUCGCGGAAGGCCACGUUCGUGUUGGUACGAGAGAAGAGCAGCGAUGUCGGUGAAGCUUCGAACGAGAUCCGCCCAGCCGGCUUCAAGUGUUCAGCUUCGUCCCUCGGGAUCGACCAGCCUGUAAAAAAGUUGGAUGAUCGUUGUUCGACAAAGAGGAUCAAAAAGAAACGGAGGGCCGUGGUACUGCCUUUUCGUAGCGGAGUAGAAAACGCGAAGAGAUAUUUUGGUAAAUAGUAUCUUAGGUAAUUGGUGAAACGGUAUCACGGCGCGAGACUCGACUAGUCGCUAUCGGCGAUAAAACCACGUUAAAUGGUCGCAUUUGGCGCACAAUUUCUACUUUUCUCGCGCGUGCCGUGUACCGUGUUCGUUGUUUGCUCGUGAAAAUCAUCGACGAUUUCCGAGUAAGAAGCUGGAGAAUCGCGAACGUUCUCCGGUCGAAUUUAACCACGAUUAAGCGACUCGUGGUGAAAGUGAAGUGUCUCGGUCUUGGUGACAUGGCCUUCAUGAUGAAGAAGAAGAAGUACAAAUUCUCGGUGGAGGUGAACCUGGAGGAGCUGACCGCGGUGCCAUUCGUGAACGCAGUGCUGUUCGCUAAGCUCAGACUUCUCGACGGUGGAUCUUUCGUCGAUCAUUCGACCAGGGAGGAAGUGCAGGAGCAUACCGUCAGAUGGGACGCUAAAUUCGAGUUUUUAUGCAAAAUGAGUGCCAAUGCGUCCACCGGUGUUCUCGAUCCGUGUAUUUUAAGGAUAUCCGUGAGAAAGGAACUGAAGGGAGGCAGGUCCUUCCAGAAGCUUGGUUUCACCGACCUGAACCUCGCCGAAUUCGCAGGAGCUGGACUCUGCAGAACGAGGUAUCUUCUGGAAGGCUACGACUCGAGACACAGACAGGACAAUUCCAUGUUACGCGUUGCCAUCAAGAUGAACAUGCUGUCCGGAGAUAUUCUGUUCAAAGUGCCGUCUCCGUCGUUGAAGCAAACGCAGCUCGCAGUACCUGGCGUACCAGGUGUUUCCGGUGUGACGACGGACGAAACUGCAUCCGAGAGGUGUACCAAUCGAGAAGAUUACGUGUCCACUGGUUCGUUAGCUGGAAGUAUAGCUAGUGCUAGCAGCGGUUUUGGUAGUCUUCCCAAAAAGAGGCCUGCCCUCUUUUCCUCGGAGCUUCUCAGCGGGGCGGAGUCCUACGAUCCAAUGACCCUGAGCGAGAUCGUACCGUCGGCUCUUCCAGUGGAGACUCUAACCGAAGCGCACACAGAGUCAGGCCAUUCUCGCAAUAGCAGCAACACCAGCCAACUGAGCAAAGGCUCCGGCUAUGGAUCUUUAAAUUCACACAGUCAACACAGUAGGCAGAGCAGUAGUGGUGACAGUGGCCACAUUAGGUCACCCUCCUGGCCGGUAUGGGCUCCACGUAUCCCCAAUGUCUCCCAAAAGUCCUCGAGCCAGCAGCCUGCCAGACCCGAGACCUCUCUCGACUCCGAAUCCCCAUCCUCGUCUUCCUCGACGCUGCUGGACCCACGAAAUAGGUUCUGGUCUACGUCCAGCCCUCUUUCGUCGCGCGAGGGAAAAUCGAUCGCGCGGAAUUCUCUAAGAUCGAGCAUAGCAGCCGUUCCUCUAUCGAACGACCAAAGCGAAACGAAUCGAUGGAAGAACGGCGUCGCUUCGAGCGACAACAGUCGCCUUAACGAAAACGUCGGUAACGACGUUGGCGUGUUCAAAGUGCCUGGACCACAGGACGUUCCGCGGCACUUGCGAAAAAACGUCGAGAGGAAUAGCUUCGACGCGCGAAACGAACGUAACGCGACGAAUUCGGCGACGAACGAUCGGAACGAACAAUGGAACAGCGUGAUCGUGCCGACCGCGAAACCGAGAAUCGGUCAGCCAGGUUGGAGAAGUAUCUCGAAAACCUGCGACUGCAUCGAGAAAGGCAAGAUCAGCCCGGUUUUGCGGCUAGCUGACCAGGCCAGAGCCGUAUCCUCUCCCGAUCCCCUUCAUAGGCCCGAUAACCCCAGAGCCUCGCUACGUUCCGCGACGACCGCUCAGACCCUCAGGGGUAUUGGCGGAAGUCACCGGAAGUUGCUGGACGGGGCGGGGGGCAAGCUGGCUACGGUCGCCACCAGCCCAGCGGACUCCGAAGAGUCCUCCUUAGGGGUACCGGAAGUCGCUCCACCGAGCUCCCAGCACCGAAACAGCAUAACCCCACCAAAUCCUUCCGGUGGUUCCGGUCUCAGCGAAACGGGAUCUCUGGACCGAGCAAAGGCGGCGUUGGAGCGUAGGAAAAAAGCGGAAGACGGCGCGGGAAAUCCCAUCCUGUGCAGGGUCGAAGUGACCAGGCCAAACCCGGAUUCCCUGAUCGACGAACUGAUCAAGGCAACGAACUUGGAGCAGACGGAUCUCGAGAGCUCCGAGACAACCGGACUCCAGCUAUUCAUAGCGAAAGACGGGACGACCGCGCUCGGUAGCCACGAGAUCAAAAGUCAGAUGCCCGCGGGUGUGUUCAAGCAGGUGGUGAUGGAAGAGAAUAAUAGGUAACACGAAGCUAUGGCGGCGAGAAGACAGUACGCGAGACAGGCCAGCGCUACGUUUUCGCUGGCCCUGGUGCCAGAGCUCGUCUACGAGGCCUACGAGCCCCGGUAGUUGCGAGGACAACGAAGCUGGACGAGGGAAUCGUCGAGAGGACGGUGAACGCGGCGACGAUGGACUUAACGCCGGUGCACCUCCAUCUCCUAUCUAAAUUAUUCGUUUCGGUCGCCUAUCCGCGCCCUAUCGGCGUUCGGCGCUUUACGCUUCUCGUACGUCGUACCGGUAACCAGAUCGAUCGUCCUUUGCGCUCAAACGUUGCUAAAUCUUUCCUUUUUAUAUAUCGAAUCUAAAUUUAUGCGACUAAUUUCGCGGUCCGUGGUAAUUCAAACGGGACGAAACGCUUCGAGUCGUACAGGACGCUUGGUCGAUGAAAACCGGCCGGCACGGGUGCUGCACGCAACUCGUCGUCGACCACGCGACGCGUAUUCUCUUCCGCCAAGUCGAAGCACAAUACAAAAUGAUUCCUCUCUUUCCUUUCUUUUUUUCCUUUCUUUUAUUUUUCAAUGUUCUUCUCGUCGACCGUGCUUCGAGAGGAAAUCGGAAAGCGUCGUUCGCGUAAUUGAACGAAGACAGAGAUCGGAGAUAAUAUAGCGUAUUAGAGAGCGCGUAUCGAUGUGCGAGAAGAACGAGAAAGAGAGACAGACAGACAGACGGACGGACAGAGAGACAAAGAAAGAGGAAAAUACGACGAAGCGCGAUCGGCGCUCAAUGCGUAACGUUUUAACCGUUCGAUGUCGAGUAGCGUGGAACAAUGCGCGUGCACUAACGCUUCUCUUUUUUGCUACCUGUGUUCACGGUUCCUUUGUCGUUCGCGUAGACGACCGCGCGGUAUAUUGUAAAACCACGACCGAAACCACGCGCGUUCGUUUCGAUCCUCGAGAGGGAUACUCGACGUCGGGCAACGUUUAAAAAAUAAAGUAAGAGAAAACGCGCGAGUCUCGCGAGCGUAGACCCGCUGCACGCGCGCUAACGUACAAAAAACAUUUUCGAACGAUUCAUUUCGGCUAUACUUUUCCUUUUCGUCGAGUUUUUCUAUCGUUUAAGGUACAAGCGUUUCGUAUGUACGUAUGUUCAUAUAUAUAUACACGCACAUAUGUAUAUCUAUAUAUGUGUAUGUGUGCGUGUGUGUGUGUAUAUAUAUAGAUAUAUAUAUAUAUAGAUAGAUAUAGAUAUACAAAUAUAUAGCGUUCUGUCGUUCAGUUGGUUCGCUGGAACCGAACGGAUUCCGCGUCGGACGUUUCCGUCGGUGUUUCGAUGAUGUAUUUAUUUUUAUUCAUGGAUUUAACUCCACUUUGUAGUACGUAUUUCCGUCUAAUAUAUUCUCGCGAACUGAAUUUUGUCGCGACGGGUCUGUACUUUGUAGCCUUUAUGCCGGCUCCUUUCUUUUUCUUCUUGUUUCUUUUUUUGCACUCGUUCGCGCGGCCGUUUGCGUAUGCGUGCUUGUAUGUUGCGUGUAUGAGAGAGAAAGAGAGAGAGAGAGAGAGAAAAGAGCGUCGUUUCCUGCUCGCUGUCGCGAGAGGAGAUUCCAUUGUACGAGAGACACUUGGAAUCGGAGAAACGAGAUUCAUCAAGUGCCACAUUAUUUAAUUUUCGAGGCUGGACAGUUUUUCGUGAUAUUACUCUAUAAUUGUCGUAUUCUCGUCCUCGUACCUUUUCCGCUGUCCCGUUAAGCCAGAGAUACGAAGCGAAAACAGGGGAAAGAAACGCAUGGAAGGAAGAAAGGAAGGAGGAAAGACGAAGAAGAAAGCUGGAGUUUGAUUUUUUUUUUUUUUUUUUUUUUUUUUUUGGUUAUCCGGUGCGAUCGGUGACCGCGUUAGUGAUUCGUUGUAUAUAGAGCGGUAGUAAUCGUUACGUAGGUAAAUGGCUGGUGUUGUAUACGUUCGUCCUCUCCCUCGAUCACUACUCGAAUUACCUGUAACUGCUGCUAGCGUACCGGAGCGCCGGACGGCGUCUACGAAGAAAAAUGGCUAGAAGCGAGAAGACGACAACGUUUCGUGUACAUAAGCGUGCCUGAAUACGUCGAGUGUGAAUGAGACUCGUAGAGAGACAGAGAGAAAGACAGCAAGGAGGAACGAGGAAGCCGUCGAGAAGACGGCUAGAGGAAGAAGAAAGAGGAGAAGAACGACGGAAACGUUGCUCCUUGUUCGCUACGUGUGCGGCGCCUCGCGACCAGCCGCUCCAUUUCGCCAGUAGACUAACGAACCGAGCGAAGAAACGAAGCAGAAAAAGUAACGAUUAAGACAAGCGCGAUGGUAGCAAUCGCGCGCGUAAAAAUCAAAAGCUUUCGCUCUAAAGAAAAGAGAGUCUAGCCUCUUUGUUUCUCGUCUCUAUUUUAUACGAGCUUCCAGAGCGAGACAGCUCUCGGCUAAUUUUAACCGUUUCAUCGUUCUCGCGCUGCAAUUUUAUUUUAGCUCGACUCGCGUUUGAUAGUUUGCAUAUCUUCGACGUUCUCGAUAAAACGAACCAACAGUAUUCGCGCCUACGCUUGUUUCUCGCUAACGCGCGUAUCGCUACGAUCACUGUCCACGAUUCCCUACUUUUUCUACUUUGUCAUGGAUAUUACGGGCUCGCGUGUAAGUCGCCAAGUCGAAAUUGCAAGCUCGGAAAGUGAAUUACUCGAUACAGUUUGAUCCGAUCGGACGCUGCAACGGCGAUAUUUUACGGACGUUACAGAGCGACGCGGUAACCUAUUACUUAACGGAAAAACCAAUAUUACUUAACGACGCGCUGGAUAAUUGUACGCGUCGGAGUUCCGUCGCACUCUACCUGCUAUUUCCCGCGAUAACGCGAAUCGUCUAUCGAACGGUGUAAAAAAUUGCCCGACCAACGCGAGUAAACGCGACUGAUCGACGUCGAACGAAACUGCUAAUCGAGAGCCCGUAACUCCGUCGUUCCCCCCCGCGAUCUUUCCUCCUCUACGAUCAUUCCGUUCCUGCUUCUUUUCCAUCGCGCUGUUCGCCGCGGUAUUCUUCUCCGAUGCUCGUCCGACUUUCCUACGAUCGCCGCGUCGCGUUGUUCCCGAGUCUCGCUGCGAGCUGGCCGAUUUCGUUUUUAGGCGGCAGAGAGAAACAGGCGCGAGUCGCCGAUCGACGCGCGUCCUACGCUAUUUUUUCAACGUACGUCGAUGAGGAGACAAAUUUUUAUUUAAAAAGACGCACGCCGUUCGGCGAUCCGCGCGCCGCGUCGCUUCGUUCUACCCGCGCAAAUCCCUUCGCGGUUCUACCUGUUCGCGUUCUUCUUCUUUCGCGUCGCGUGGAUGUUCUUUUAAUUUAUUCCAGCCGGCCGAGUCCGGACACGCGAGCGAAACGAGCGUGUUAUCGUUCGCCUCGAAGUCCAUGGUCCAAGCAUCGAGCGGUUCGUUCGAUGGAUGGCUCGUGUCCCGAUCGCGAAAUACGCGUCGAAGACCUAGAUAUGUGGAGGUCUAAGUCGGGCCGUGAACGUCGCGGGGGUACGUGAUUUCACCGGCCGAUUUCACGCUGUUACGUUCUUCCCUGCGAACAAAAGGAGUCCUUCGAAUUCGAAUAACCAGUUUUCGUAGGAACGGGCGUUUCUAACGCGUUUUGUUAGCCCGGUCCGGUCUUUUGUAACGCGACAGGCACCACGCCGCUCUUUAUGCUUCCGAAGUCCGGUGGAAAUUCUCGAGACUCUCCGCAGAGUUCGAGGUAAAAGGCGCGCGUCUCUCUCGCGCGUACGUCGGACGACGCGGUCGACGACGAUGGUCGCCACGCCACACGCGGUAAAAAAUUGUUGUUGCGUUCCUUCCUUUCUUUCUUUCUUUCUUUCUUUAUUCCCCUCUUACCUUGGACCGUUCGGCCUUAUUCUCGUUUAAGCGUCGUUUUCCUUCUUUUUCCAUGCAGGAGUCGCGCGAAAAACACCCGGCAGAUAUUAACGUUGUGAUAAUUUCUAAUAUUAUAACGAUUACUCGCGUUGAGUCGCCUCCGUAUUACGAAUUACUGCUCUUUUGACGUGUUAGAAGCUGACUUUUAGAACGCCGCGGAUAACGCGGCUCUCCGGCGGCCUGUAACGUCCGUUUCUCUCUUUUUUUUUUUUUUUUGUUUUUGUUUCUUAUUUAUGAUUGUUGACGUUUUGUCCGAUUCUUACUUUGUGAGAUGGAUGCGAAACUAUCAUGUGCUGAUAAUAAUACAUUGAAAAUCAGAAGA
Messenger RNA from Bombus huntii, 7025 nucleotides. RefSeq names its product protein FAM102B. The transcript has 10 exons. Bases 784 to 2814 code for a protein of 676 amino acids. Lineage: Eukaryota; Metazoa; Arthropoda; Insecta; Hymenoptera; Apidae. The record is from RefSeq and is a predicted model, not a curated record.